GCCUUAGCAAUUUACAAUCUGAAGCAUCCAAGGAAGGGGGCGACGCGUUACAGAGCGGUUCAAAGCCGAAACAGAGCUUCCGUGACUGCGAAAGGGGGGCGCUAGAGCAUUCUCUCUCUCCCCCCCCCGUUUCAGGGUGGUUCCUCCGGGUGGCACCAGUCGCUGCUGGAAGAGGCGGGACCGGGUCUUCCUGAGGCUGUCCCCGGCUCCGGCGUCCCUGCUGCUGCUGCCGCCACCGCCACCGCCACCGCCGACGUAAAUCCCGGCCCCUUCAAGCCUAGUCUCGCCCGGCCCCGGGUUUCCCCUCAGACCAGUCUCAUGGCGUACAGCCAGGGAGGCGGCAAGAAGAAAGUCUGUUACUACUAUGACGGUGAUAUUGGGAACUAUUAUUAUGGACAGGGGCACCCAAUGAAGCCUCACAGGAUUCGCAUGACACACAACUUGUUGCUAAAUUAUGGCUUGUACAGAAAAAUGGAAAUUUAUCGGCCUCACAAAGCUACAGCAGAAGAAAUGACGAAAUACCACAGUGAUGAGUACAUAAAAUUUCUUCGCUCAAUUAGACCUGACAAUAUGUCUGAAUAUAGCAAACAAAUGCAAAGAUUUAACGUGGGGGAAGACUGUCCUGUGUUUGAUGGGCUGUUUGAGUUCUGUCAGCUGUCAACAGGAGGCUCUGUGGCUGGAGCAGUAAAAUUAAACAGACAACAAACAGACAUGGCUGUUAAUUGGGCUGGAGGACUUCAUCAUGCUAAGAAGUCAGAGGCAUCAGGUUUCUGCUAUGUCAAUGAUAUUGUGCUUGCCAUUCUGGAAUUACUAAAAUACCACCAAAGAGUAUUGUACAUUGAUAUUGAUAUCCAUCAUGGUGAUGGCGUUGAAGAAGCAUUUUACACAACAGAUCGUGUAAUGACAGUAUCAUUCCAUAAAUAUGGUGAAUAUUUCCCUGGCACAGGCGAUUUGAGAGACAUAGGUGCUGGAAAAGGCAAAUACUAUGCUGUCAACUUUCCAAUGAGAGAUGGAAUAGAUGAUGAGUCAUAUGGUCAGAUAUUUAAGCCAAUUAUUUCCAAAGUCAUGGAGAUGUACCAACCUAGUGCUGUGGUGUUGCAGUGUGGGGCAGAUUCACUGUCUGGUGAUAGGCUGGGAUGUUUUAAUCUUACCGUCAAAGGACAUGCAAAAUGUGUAGAAGUCGUGAAGACUUUCAACUUGCCUCUUCUGAUGCUUGGAGGAGGUGGAUAUACCAUACGGAACGUUGCUCGAUGUUGGACCUAUGAGACUGCUGUUGCCUUAGAUUGUGAAAUCCCUAAUGAGUUGCCAUACAAUGACUACUUUGAGUAUUUUGGACCAGAUUUCAAGCUGCAUAUUAGCCCUUCAAAUAUGACAAACCAGAACACCCCAGAAUAUAUGGAGAAGAUUAAACAGCGUUUGUUUGAGAACUUGCGCAUGUUGCCCCAUGCCCCAGGUGUACAGAUGCAGGCUAUUCCUGAAGAUGCUGUUCAUGAAGACAGUGGUGAUGAAGAUGGCGAAGAUCCAGACAAACGUAUUUCUAUUCGUGCGUCAGAUAAGCGAAUAGCCUGUGAUGAAGAAUUUUCUGAUUCUGAAGAUGAAGGGGAAGGUGGACGCAGAAAUGUUGCAGAUCAUAAGAAAGGAGCAAAGAAAGCCCGACUAGAAGAAGACAAAAAAGAAACAGAAGAUAAAAAAGCAGACAUUAAAGAGGAAGAUAAAUCCAAGGAUAGCAGUGGUGAAAAAGCAGAUACCAAAGGCACAAAGUCAGAACAGCUCAGCAAUCCUUGAAUGUAGACACUCACAUCAAUUAAAGGACACAAUACAAAACUGGGGAAAAAAAGUUAAAAGGAACUUUUCAUAUGAGAAGAGACUCUUGAUUUUCAUUUUGUACUAUUUGGCAUGGAGCGUAUUUAUUUUCAAACAACUGUGUUUUUGUUUUUGGCAAGUUGUAUUGUGAGUUUUCUAAUUAUGAUGCAAAAUUUUGUUCCUUCCACCAGGCUUUAAGUAAUAGUAUUCAAAAUGGAUGUGCUAUUAUGUUAGACGUCUAAAUGAUCUAUUAAAAUUUGCCUUUUCCUGAACUGAUUUUACCCCUUUUUGUAAUUAUAUCUUUAUUAAAAAAAUGUACUCAGCCGUCUUGUCCAUCAUUGCCUAGAAAACACAUAAAUGUCAUGCUGGUAAGACUAUUAUGAAGAAGUAUAAUGAAGGUUGAAAUUGCACUGAACUACAUUGGAUGCAGGUGGCGCUGUGGUCUAAACCACUGGGCUUGCCAAUCAGAAGGUCGGCGGCUUAGUCAUGCUGGCCACAUCACCCAGAAGCUGUCUGUGGACAAAUGCCGGUUCCCUUGGCCUAUAGAGCGAGAUGAGCACCGCAACCCCAGAGUCAUCCGUGACUGGACCUAAUGGUCAGGGGUACCUUUGCCUUUACAUUGGAUAGUUCACAAAGAAUGCUUUUUGUAUAACUUUAUUGGGACAAACAGGGAACGUGUUGAGAGAUUACUUUGCAUGGAUAACUACUAGGAGAUUACUUGUGGAAAUCAUGUUUGGAAUUAAAGCACACUAAUUAAGCUACAGAGUUAUGUUCAAGUAUUAAGUAAGAAAAGGUAUAGUAACCUAAGAGAAUCUUAAGGGGGAAGCAGCAUAGUUAUCACUAACAAUUUUUGAUAUUUUGAAAGAAAACGCUAUAUUCAGUACUAUCAGUGAUACAGAAUAUCAAAUAAUGUGACCUGCCAAGUAGAAAAACAUACAACUACCAAUAUAUCACUCCCUCUAACAACAGGGCUCUACCCCGGCUCUAGG
Messenger RNA from Zootoca vivipara (common lizard), 2792 nucleotides. It is a transcript of the gene HDAC2, whose product is annotated as histone deacetylase 2. The record is from RefSeq and is a predicted model, not a curated record. Gene Ontology annotation, cellular component: NuRD complex. Lineage: Eukaryota; Metazoa; Chordata; Lepidosauria; Squamata; Lacertidae. Gene Ontology annotation, biological process: heterochromatin formation. Gene Ontology annotation, molecular function: histone deacetylase activity.